UCGGGAAUCUCGAAAACCAUCCGCUCUGCCUUGACGACAGUCGCCUUAUUGCAGACUUUGAACAGUGCAAGAGGGUGGGUGCCCGGGAGCGUGUCUGUCUCUAACGGAGACUUUCUUACUGUUCCCCACUUUGGGGAGGAGGAGCCGAAGGCAAGCCAGCUGCUCCGACAGGCAUCCCCACCCCCACGCCGCGGUGCUCAAACAAAAGGAUUUUCUCAUCCGCCUGGAGCCGACAGGAGCAGCUGGCUGUAACUGCUUACAGUGACCAGACGCCCAGAGCUCACCCAGCAAAGUUAUUUUUCCCUCCUUGAAAGAAAAAAAUAAGUACCUGCCAGCAUUCGAACUUCUCCUUAGCCAAGACUACAAAGAUAUGGUGUUUGAGAGAAACUGGUGUAGAAACAGCUUAAUAAAUUGACAUAAUUAGGAGUUAGACUUCUUAUCAUCCUUCCAGAUAACGGAUACUAGAAUGAAACUCACAAUGAUGCAGACAUGGCGACUCGGGUGAGCCGGGGCUAAGAAAUGUAAAGUUGGGCUCAUUUCAUUUAAUGCAGCGCCCCCUGAGUGCCUACCCUGUGCCAAGGAGCACUGCUGACGCUUAUGCUGCAGCUUCUACCUGAGGACCUGGGUUGGCUGGAAGCCCGGAGGCAAUGAGGACGUGGCCCGCCAUCUAAUUUAAAGGCGCUGCGGAGGAUGCGGAGCGGCGAGCCGCCGGGGACCAUGGACGAGAGCGGCGCGCCGGCCGAGGCGGCGGCGCAGGGCGGCCCGUGCCCGGGGCUGGCUCCCGCGCCCGCCGGCCGCCUGGGGGCGCCCUACUCCGAGGCCUGGGGGUACUUCCACCUGGCGCCGGCGCGCCCGGGCCACGCGGCGGGCCGCUGGGCCACCUGCCGGCUGUGCGGGGAGCAGGUGGGCCGCGGGCCGGGCCUCCAGGCGGGUGCGCCGGCGCUGUGGGAGCACCUGAAGAGCGCGCACCGGCGGGCGCUGGAGGAGGCUGCCCGCCGCUCGCCGCCCGCGCCUGCGCCCGCGCCCGCCGAGGGCGAGUGGGCGCGCCUGCUGGAGCAGAUGGGCGCGCUGGCCGUGCGCGGCAGCCUGCGGGAGCGCGAGCUGGCGCGGCGCGAGGCGGCCGUGGAGCAGGGCGAGCGCGCCCUGGAGCGCCGGCGGCGGGCGCUGCGGGAGGAGGAGCGCGCGGCGGCCCGGGCGCGCCGGGAGCUGCAGGCCGAGCGGGAGGCGCUGCAGGCGCGGCUGCGGGAGGUGAGCCGCCGCGAGGGCGCCUUGGCCUUGGCCGCUGCGCCGCCGCAGACUCCGCUCAAAGAGGAGCCCGACGGGGAGCGGGAUGGCUGCUUGGUGACCAGGGUCCUCCUGUAGCUGCCCCUCCACCCCCACGCCAGCGCCCUUCCCAGCGCGCUCCGCGGACAGCGUCUCCAGCAUCACCUGGGAGCUGAAUCGAGGCCCGCUGCCACCUCGCCGAAUCGCAGUCUUCAGAUGUGGGCCCUUGAGAAGCGCUUGGGGAGCCAGAGCAGAACCAGAAGUCACUUCUGCUCUGGGGUGCCGGGGGCCAAGCUCCAGCCGCCGUCUAGUGGGCUUCUGUGCGGGGGUGGCCUUCCUCGGGGCGCCUUCGGAAGUGAGCGCUCCAGCAGCCCGGUGAACCCUGAUCACCCGGAGCCGUGGCCACCUUGUACCUGUUACUUCGAAAGGACGGACGCUUCCUUACACACCAAAGACUGUCACACCACGUGCCUGUACACCUGGCAGGGCAACCCAGGGUGGAGAGUGCAUGGAAAUGAGGCCAAAGCGGUUUACCCAAAAGAGAGUUACUCGUUUCCUGAUGAGUGAGUCUUUAAUGGGUAGUCGCUGCUCAACACCAAGUUCUGAAAAGGGGGCCAGUAGUUAGCCUCCCCGUCUCGAGUGCCUCCUCAGGGCCAUCCCAGAGAGGCCCUCUGUCAGUCCCCGCAAUGCCAAGUGCAGCCGCUCUCUCCCCUGCCUGUCCUCUCUCCCGUCCAGACCCAGUGGCAGCUGUGGUAAGCUUCCCCCCUUCCCGCCUCACACCUCCUGCCACAGGGCUUGACCUCCACCUCUGGUCACUGCGGUGGGGGCUUCCGUCCCCACAAGUCUCCACAGUGCUCAUUUCUGGGCCAAAGGAGGAGGCUCCGUCCCAUCUGAGGCCACCGGGUCCUCUCCCUGGGCCUUUGCUCCCCUGGUGCUCCUCCUCUCCUCUGUCUCCUUCCCUCCCUUUCCCCAGACUCCUCUUUCUCAGCAACACCCAUCUCCCUCAUACUGAAAAGAAAGACCCCCUGCCUGGAUGCUGCCGACUGAACAGCGUCCAAGGAGGUUACUAGACCUUGCUGCCAUUCUUUCCUCCUUCACUCCGUGCACAGCUUCCCCAAUACGCUGGACUCUUUAAGAGGCCGCCACAAUCUCCCAGUGCCAAAGGGGGUGAUUUAUUUUCAGCCUUCGUUUUGCUCAAGCUCUCCCUUCUUGAAAUUUCUCCCUUGGUAGGUGGAAUUUGCUCCUCCACAGAAUUCCUUUUGCUGAUGUAGACUCAUUCCCAAACAGUUUUUCUUCAGGUCUUUUUUUCCUCAUUUUUUUAUAUUGAAAAAUUUCAAGCAUCCAGGAAAAGCUGAAAGGCUAGUACAAUGAGUACUCAUAGAGACCCUCCGCCUAGACUGAACAGUUGUUAACAUUGUGCCACAUCUAAUUUUUCUGCCCUCCACCGCAUACAUGCCUGACAUUUCAUCCCUAUUUCAGCGUGUAUCUCCUAGGGAUAAUAAACACAUUCUUCUGCAUGCUUACGAUUUCCUACUAGCCUCUAAUAUAGGGUCCUUAAUCAAAACUCCCCAAUUGUCCCAAGAAUGGCUUUUUAUCUUUUUUUAAAAAGAGUCCAAUCAAGGUUCAACUCUUGUACUAUUUUUUUCCGUGACACACUUUUUGAAGAGUCCUGACCACCUGUCUUACGGAAUGUCCUGUGUUCUGGAUUUGUCCGAUUGUUUCCUUAGGCCAUCUGACGCACUCAUUCUUGGCUCGUCUGCCUGUAGAGCGACACUAAUCACUCCGGUGCCAGCGACUCCUGACUGCCUCCAGCCCUGAGUGCUCUCCCGGCGCCGUCCUUCAUGUUCAGUCCUCUCUGCAUGUCUCACCUCCGCUUGCAUAACCCAUCACUACAGGUGGGAGGGACACAGCUGUUCCACUCCCCAUCGCCACCCCUCACCCAAUCACUAACAUUUCCUGGGCUCUUAAAUGUAUCAGGCACAUGCUGCACACCUGACAUGUGUUGUCUCACUCUUCUCACAGCAGCUCCCUGGGGAGGGAUUAGGACCAUGCCCAUUUUACAGCUAAGGAGACUGAGGUAGGGAGGGGUAAGUAGUUUGUACAAGAUCACACAGCUGGUAAGUAGUGGAGUUGAGAUCCAAAUCCAGUGUCCACCUCCAGAGGCCAUGCUCCUAGCAGCUGUCCUGUCUCCCUUGUUACUCAGUCACCGGGCGGAUAGCUGUUUCCUUCCUCCAAUUCCAGGCAGUACCAUCAGUGACAUGUACUGAGCAUUCACCAUGUGCCAGGGCUGUGCUAAAUGCUUUACAAGGAUAAUUGCCUGCCACGCAGCAGCCCCAGGAUGUAACUGCUGUUAUGCCCACUUUGUAGAGUCAGGCCCAGGGGAGCUAACUAAUGUCUUCACAGUCACACAGCUGCUAAGAAGCAGAGUGGGAUUUGAACUCCAGUCUCACUGAAUCCUAGGCCCCUGAUCUACUGAGUGCAUUUCUACAAAAUAUCACAGCUGUCUUCCUCUGAUGCCAGCUGCCCAGCGCAGGCCCCAUUUAUCAUUCGUCUGGGGUUCAUCUUCCCAUCCUUGUCUUCCUCCACUGCCUCCUGCCUAACACACAACUUGGCCAAAGGAACUGUCCUAAGCCAACAGUGAUCAUAUCACGUUUUCUGCUCAAAAGCCGCCAAGAUCACCCGUCAUCUACAAGCUUGGACUCCGUGGCCUGACAGUCAAGCUCCCCACGCUGUGCCAGUCUGACCAGUCCCCUCUACCUACUCUGUAAGCUCCAGCCAGACUGCACUCCUUGUUCUUCCUGACGUGCCCUGGUCUUGGCACCUCUAUGCCUGUUUGCCUUCCCUCCACUUAAAAAACCCCUUCAAUUCUGAGUAUGAAAGAUCCCACCCAUUUUCUGAGACCAAGCCUACACUCAGCGGCCUGCAUGAAGCUGGCUUUGAUUCCUCACUUAGUGGAUUCCUUCCUGCUCUGGACUCAUAGCAUUUUGUAUCUCACAAACCUUAGAACAGGGAUCUAGCAUACGCUUUGUGGAUUCUUGUACGACGCCCUUACCAGACCUUGAGCCUUUGGGGGUAGGAAUGGAGUUUACUCAUCCUUCUACUCCCACAGUGCUUUGCAGAUAAUAGCUGCUCAAAUAUUUGAGGCAUUGAACCCACUCAAUGUAUUAAAGAUUUUUACAAGUUAGUUUUCCCAUAAUUAUAUUAAUAAUUAUUCAUCUUUAGUUCUGAGUAGAAUUCAUAAUAGGAAAAAUAACCUAAAAGGAAAUAGCAGUAAUACUUUUUUUUAAAGCUAUUUAAUCAACAAAGAUUUAGUAAGUGUCGGUUAUUGGGCUGCUUGGUUUGAAUUCAAUCAACUAUUCCAGCAUGUCAUUAUCAGGAGUGUUUUUCGUAAAACAACUUUUUUCAUUAUACAAGUAACACGAAAGCAAUACCCCAAUCUACAAAGAAUGGCAGAAAAAAAAGAACUCCCCCACAGUCCUGUCACCUCGGUAAAAUGGCUAUUGGUAUUUUAAUGUAGUUUAUUUGUCUUUUGCAAUUUUUACAUUACUCUAAUAAUAGUAUAAGUUAUUUCUCUUAAGUAUGGAAAUCUAACUUAAUGUGGAUUUGUAAGUUGGGCUAUAAGAUCUGAAUCUGGACUUUUCAGAAGAAGACAAAUCUACAAAUGUUAUUUCUUUUUUUUUUUUCCUUGAGGAAGAUUGUUGCUGAGCUAACGUCUGUGCCAAUCUUCCUCUAUUUUGUCUGUGGGACACCACCACAGCAUGGCUUGAUGAGCAGUGUGUAGGUCUGCACCUGGGAUCUGAACCUGUGAACCCUGGGCUGCCGAAGCGGAGCAUGCGAACUUAACCACUGCACCAUCAGGCUGGCCCCUGUUAUUCUUCUAUUUCAUCAAUUGUUAGAACCAUUAAAAUAAGCAAAGAUUUACUUUUAGAGUCUUAACUGCUCCCUCAAGAAGGUUGGCUAAGGGGAGCGCCAAUUGCCUGUUGAGGGGCAGGAGAACAAUUACCCUGACUGGUGACUGAGUGCUGGCUGUGGGAGUUGAGAUACUUUACUUCCAGCUUUAUACACUUCUGUACUGUUAUAAUUUUUAUACCAAGCAUGAAUACUUUUAUAAUAAAAAAUAAAAUUACUUACAUUUUGCAAAUGGAAACUCCUCACGAUUAGCAUUCAGCUUCCUUAGUUAAAAUAAACAAAACCUGCAACACGAGGACUGACGUAAUCCCCACUUCCAGAAAAUCCUAGAAAGAAACAUAGCCCUUGUGCAGUCCAACUCUGUCAUCUAACAGAGGAGAAACAGAGUGGCCUGUCCACUCUCAGGAGACAGUGGCUAUGGCGGCUCACCUGCCUCCAGCCUCAACAGACAGGCUGCUGCUUUGGCCUUAAGGGCUUCUGCUCACUCACCUGGCAAAGCAAGAGGGCUACCUGGAGCAACCAGCCGAGCUGGCAGCCCGAUGUCAGCUAAGCCGUGGGACUUGAGUGGGCACAGGUGGGUUCCAGGGAUUGCAUCGGCCUCUCUGGCUGUGGCACAGCCUGCUCACAGAGAGAUGUCACUGCCAAUGGGUGAGUGACAUACCUUGCCUACAUCCGCAGGGCUUCCCUGGAUUUAGGCAACAGCUUGCUACUUGGACUACCUGGGUACUGCCUUUGAGAGCAAUGCAUGCACUGCAUUAGUGAGGUGGAUGGGAUGCUGGAACCAGACUGCCCUGAACACAAUUCCUCCACUCCUGCCAUGAUGUAGAGUGAUCAGUCACUUCUUUCGGUUGACAUGUGGCAGGGAGGAGGGAGUGUGGGCAAAGCAGGGUAAUGACAACUGAGCCUAGAACAGCUGGGGCCCUGUACACACCCAAGUUAUCAUCCUUAGAGGCUGGAAAAGGGGAGGGUUGGCUGGUUUGAGCUGAGUUUCUACUUUACAUAGCUGUCCAUGUCUCAGAAGGGAGUCAUAAACGCUGGGCUUUUGAUUUUGUUUCGUUUUGCUGCCGUGGACUCCUCGGGGAACUCUCUUUCUAAAGGUUUGACCAUCUUACCUUUCCACAGCCCGAAUCUGCUCCCCUUUGGCUCUAAUAUGCUAUGAUCAUGUGAAAUAUAGUGAAACAUCAACUAAA
Molecule: messenger RNA, 6362 nt
Organism: Equus caballus (horse)
Lineage: Eukaryota; Metazoa; Chordata; Mammalia; Perissodactyla; Equidae
Gene: ZBED3
Product: zinc finger BED-type containing 3
Biological process (GO): regulation of transcription by RNA polymerase II
Molecular function (GO): DNA binding
Source: RefSeq, a predicted model, not a curated record